AUGUCCAUUCAAGUUACUCGGGAGACCAGACAAGCCUCCAAAAUUAAUCAGAUCUUCGCAAAGAUUGAUGACUCAUUAACGCAAAUGCAAGGUCAAAACAUUGUAAAAAUCAAUAUCCCGGAUCUUGAAAAAGUUGGUAAACACAUUCGUGAGGCCAUACAUAGUAAUUAUAAUGCUCAAAUAAUCAAUAGUGACAUAUUUAUUAAGUGUGAUGGGCAAAACAAAGAAGAGAUUCAAGCUGAACUUUUGAUCUCAGCUAGGGCACAUAAUCCAGCUUGGGUCGUAACAUUAAAUACAAUAUGUGUGGCUGGAGGCAAUAGUUAUCAACCUGAUAUUGGCAUCUGGUUUCAAAAGCCAACAUAUGCACAACGUAAUAGUCCAAUUGUAAAUCGGUGUCCACUACCAAAUGUAUACAUAGAGGUAUUUUAUAAUCAAGAUCCAGAUCGAAGGAACGCGUUGGAGAGAAUCACUAAUGUUCAGCGAACACAUCAUGCGGUCGAAUUUAUUGGAAUCGCUCUUCCUAAUUCAACUUUUCCCUUUCGUCAGAAUCCUUUUCCUUGGGCAUUCACAGUUCCAGCGACUCAACAACUAAAUCAAAGACCUAGUCAAGCUCCAUAUAUAAUUUAUUGGAAUGCUAACCAAACUCCGAUUUAUUAUAUAAUGGAUUGGAAUGAGCACUUACCUCUUAGGUUUGGAUGGAUGCUCAAAUUUAAUCUUGUGCUUAGUGUGAUUGCUCAUCCUUAA
Messenger RNA from Funneliformis geosporum, 744 nucleotides. The record is from the annotation of a GenBank genome assembly. NCBI's taxonomy places the organism in Eukaryota, Fungi, Glomeromycota, Glomeromycetes, Glomerales, Glomeraceae.